Messenger RNA from Oncorhynchus keta (chum salmon), 2048 nucleotides. RefSeq names its product abnormal spindle-like microcephaly-associated protein homolog. The coding region runs from base 113 to 1936 and encodes 607 amino acids. The transcript has 2 exons. The record is from RefSeq and is a predicted model, not a curated record. Lineage: Eukaryota; Metazoa; Chordata; Actinopteri; Salmoniformes; Salmonidae.
AUUACGGUACAGAGUCAAUGUGGAGGCUAUAUACAGGGUGUUACGGUACAGAGUCAAUGUGGAGGCUAUAUACAGGGUGUUACGGUACAGAGUCAAUGUGGAGGCUAUAUACAUGGUAUUACGGUACAGAGUCAAUGUGGAGGCUAUAUACAGGGUAUUACGGUACAGAGUCAAUGUGGAGGCUAUAUACAGGGUGUUACGGUACAGAGUCAAUGUGGAGGCUAUAUACAGGGUAUUACGGUACAGAGUCAAUGUGGAGACUAUAUACAGGGGGUACCGGUACAGAGUCCAUGUGGAGGCUAUAUACAGGGUGUUACGGUACAGAGUCAAUGUGGAGGCUAUAUACAGGGUAUUACGGUACAGAGUCAAUGUGGAGACUAUAUACAGGGGGUACCGGUACAGAGUCAAUGUGGAGGCUAUAUACAGGGGGUACCGGUACAGAGUCAAUGUGGAGGCUAUAUACAGGGGGUACCGGUACAGAGUCAAUGUGGAGACUAUAUACAGGGGGUACCGGUACAGAGUCAAUGUGGAGACUAUAUACAGGGGGUACCGGUACAGAGUCAAUGUGGAGGCUAUAUACAGGGUGUUACGGUACAGAGUCAAUGUGGAGGCUAUACACAGGGGGUACCGGUACAGAGUCAAUGUGGAGACUAUAUACAGGGGGUACCGGUACAGAGUCAAUGUGGAGGCUAUAUACAGGGUAUUACGGUACAGAGUCAAUGUGGAGACUAUAUACAGGGGGUACCGGUACAGAGUCCAUGUGGAGGCUAUAUACAGGGUGUUACGGUACAGAGUCAAUGUGGAGGCUAUAUACAGGGUAUUACGGUACAGAGUCAAUGUGGAGACUAUAUACAGGGGGUACCGGUACAGAGUCAAUGUGGAGGCUAUAUACAGGGGGUACCGGUACAGAGUCAAUGUGGAGGCUAUAUACAGGGGGUACCGGUACAGAGUCAAUGUGGAGGCUAUAUACAGGGGGUACCGGUACAGAGUCAAUGUGGAGACUAUAUACAGGGGGUACCGGUACAGAGUCAUUGUGGAGACUAUAUACAGGGGGUACCGGUACAGAGUCAAUGUGGAGACUAUAUACAGGGGGUACCGGUACAGAGUCAAUGUGGAGGCUAUAUACAGGGGGUACCGGUACAGAGUCAAUGUGGAGGCUAUAUACAGGGUGUACCGGUACAGAGUCAAUGUGGAGGCUAUAUACAGGGUAUUACGGUACAGAGUCAAUGUGGAGACUAUAUACAGGGGGUACCGGUACAGAGUCCAUGUGGAGGCUAUAUACAGGGUGUUACGGUACAGAGUCAAUGUGGAGGCUAUAUACAGGGUAUUACGGUACAGAGUCAAUGUGGAGGCUAUAUACAGGGUAUUACGGUACAGAGUCAAUGUGGAGACUAUAUACAGGGGGUACCGGUACAGAGUCCAUGUGGAGGCUAUAUACAGGGUGUUACGGUACAGAGUCAAUGUGGAGGCUAUAUACAGGGUGUUACGGUACAGAGUCAAUGUGGAGGCUAUAUACAGGGGGUUACGGUACAGAGUCAAUGUGGAGGCUAUAUACAGGGGGUACAGGUACAGAGUCAAUGUGGAGGCUAUAUACAGGGUAUUACGGUACAGAGUCAAUGUAGAGGCUAUAUACAGGGGGUACCGGUACAGAGUCAAUGUGGAGGCUAUAUACAGGGGGUACCGGUACAGAGUCAAUGUGGAGGCUAUAUACAGGGGGUACCGGUACAGAGUCAAGGUGGAGGCUAUAUACAGGGGGUACCGGUACAGAGUCAAUGUGGAGGCUAUAUACAGGGGGUACCGGUACAGAGUCAAUGUGGAGGCUAUAUACAGGGGGUACCGGUACAGAGUCAAUGUGGAGGCUAUAUACAGGGGGUACCGGUACAGAGUCAAUGUGGAGACUAUAUACAGGGGGUACCAGUACAGAGUCAAUGUGUAGGGGUACAGGUGGCGUAUUGUCUUAGGUAAAUAAGGUCAUUCUGUUUUAUGAAUGAGCAAACUUUUCUAAACCCGUUUUUGCUUUUGCCUCGUGGGGUUUUGUGUGUAGAUUG